AGCACUUUUGUUGCAUCGCAGGACAUAGCGUUGCAUUGCGUUGACGGUUUACAGUCGACGGUACCAUUUCAAAGCAAUCACUACUAAAGCAAGCACAACGAUGGUCUCCACCGCCAAGGGAUUGAUUUCCGUCUUUUGGGUAGCCGCGGGGCUCCUAUCGAUCCUCGCCCCCCUCGCGUACCGCAGCCUGAAAGUCAGAGACUUUCGGGCCAUGCAGGCGAGGUACAACUGGCAGGAACAGGCGCGCGAAUACGAGGAAGAGCAGGAGCAAAACAACCAAGAAGCCGGCGAGAACAACAACUACUCCUACCAAAACCAAUGGGAGCAGAUGCGCGAGAGCGGCCUGUACGAUUUGAACGACUGCAAGUGGUACCAGCUGAACUGCUACUCGUACUACUAUUCGAACGGGGAGGACGGAGAACCCGAGCCAAGGGCGGGCUGGUACCCCAACUGGUACAGCGGGUGGUCCCUCACCGAGGAGGAGCGGGAGCAGCGCAUGGAGGAGGGGAGGACCCCCGGAUCCCUGGUCUUUGUCUACCUCUGGCAGAUGCUGGUCUUUUCGGGCAUCCUUGGCUACGGGGUCGUCGUCCUGAACCAGAAACGGCCCCUUUCGGGCCUGGUGGUCGCCCUCGGCGUCUUUGCCAACAUGUCCUUCCUGAGCAUGUGGUGGCUCGCCGACGGAAGCAUCGCCACCGAGUCGGACUACGUCCAGAAGGUCGGGUUCUACGGGCAGUUCUCCGUCCUGAUGUUCAUGACCAACGCCUGGUACGUGUUGUUUGGGGUCGUCUUUUUGGCGGUGUUUGCCUGCGUCGCCCGCCGGGACACGCUCCGGGAGGAGAAAAAGGCCGCCGGGGAGCAGGAGGAAGGAGCCGAGGAAGCAAGCCGCUACCAAGCCCCCGCUGCCGUCGAAGAACCCGGUUGGACCACCAUCAACUAACCAGCCCUUCCACCAACCAACCGAACGAACGAACGAACGAACGAACGAACUAACGUUCCGAAGCCUACGAAACGAUACAAAAUCGAACCGGACCUUCCAUUAGUUGGGAUUUGAUUUGAUUU
This is a messenger RNA of Pseudo-nitzschia multistriata, 1059 nucleotides long. Lineage: Eukaryota; Bacillariophyta; Bacillariophyceae; Bacillariales; Bacillariaceae. The record is from the annotation of a GenBank genome assembly.